AAAUUAUAGUGACACUGAAACUGAAGGAGAGAUUUUUAAUUCCUUCGUGCAAUAUUUUGAUGAUAACUUGGUGCGAAAAGUUAAAGCAAUGCCAUUAGUUGAAGAAACUUCUUUACUUGAAGAUUCAUCAGUGACUUUGCCUGUGGUGAUAAUAGGAAACGGACCCUCAGGAAUAUGCCUUUCAUACAUGUUGUCAGGCUACAGACCAUAUUUAUCAUCAGAAACCAUACACCCAAAUACAAUUUUGCAUAGUAAAUUAGAAGAAGCAAGACAUCUCUCCAUUGUUGAUCAGGACUUGGAAUACUUGUCUGAGGGCCUUGAGGGCCGAUCAUCCAAUCCAGUUGCAGUACUUUUUGAUACACUUCUUCAUCCAGAUGCUGACUUUGGGUAUGAUUAUCCAUCCAUUUUGCACUGGAAAUUAGAACAACAUCAUUAUAUCCCUCACUUAGUUCUUGGUAAAGGUCCACCUGGUGGGGCUUGGCAUAAUAUGGAAGGCUCCAUGUUGACAAUCAGCUUUGGAAAUUGGAUGGAGCUACCUGGACUGAAAUUUAAAGAUUGGGUGUCUAGCAAACGAAGGAACCUAAAAGGUGAUCGAGUUAUGCCAGAAGAAAUAGCUCGCUACUACAAACAUUAUGUAAAAGUCAUGGGUCUUCAGAAGAAUUUCAGAGAAAAUACUUACAUAACCUCUGUAUCAAGACUCUACAGAGAUCAAGGUGACAGUGAUGGUCAAGACAGAGAUAUUUCAACAGAGCAUUUACAGAUCGAGAAGUCAAAAUUUGUCAAGAGAAACUGGGAGAUCAGAGGUUAUCAGCAAAUAACAGAUGGUUCUCCUGUUCCCUUUUGCCUCUUUGCUGAGAAUGUAGCUCUAGCAACCGGAACAUUGGAUUCUCCUGCCCAUCUGGAAGUUGAAGGGGAAGAUUUUCCUUUUGUGUUUCAUUCAAUGCCUGAAUUUGGGGCUGCUAUAAGCAAAGGGAAAUUUCGUGGCAAAGUGGAUCCAGUGUUAAUUGUAGGUUCUGGGCUUACUGCAGCUGAUGCAGUACUGUGUGCUUAUAACAAUAAUAUUCCUGUGAUCCAUGUAUUUCGCAGGCGGGUAACUGAUGCAAGCUUAAUUUUCAAGCAGCUUCCCAAAAAGCUUUACCCUGAAUAUCAUAAAGUCUAUCAUAUGAUGUGUACUCAGUCAUAUUCUACAGACUCAAAUCUUUUAUCUGAUUAUACCAGUUUUCCUGAGCACCAUGUGCUUUCAUUUAUGUCGGACAUGAAAUGUGUUCUUCAAAGUGUCUCUGGAUUGAAGAAAAUAUUUAAGCUGUCUGCAGCAGUAGUACUGAUAGGUUCUCAUCCUGAUCUGUCUUUUCUGAAAGAACAAGGGUGUUACCUCGGCCAUAACUCCAGCCAGCCAAUCACUUGUAAGAGUAAUCCUGUGGAAAUAGAUGCAUAUACUUAUGAAUGUGUUAAAGAAGCCAACCUUUUUGCAUUGGGUCCUCUGGUCGGAGAUAAUUUUGUUCGAUUUUUAAAGGGAGGGGCACUGGGUAUCACCCGCUGUUUAACUAUCAGACAGAAGAAAAAGCAGCAUUUAUUUGUUGAAAGAGGAGGAGGAGAUGGAAUAGCGUAAAGCAAAUUUACAAGUAAUUUGAAUGGACAGUUUAUCAUUAAACAUUUCUAUAGUGGUUUUGCAGUGUACUGGCUUAAAUUUUCUGGACUUCAGUUAACUGGAGUGGAGCCUCAAGAUACAGUAACUUCAUUUUUUAUGGUUACCAGAACUUGGUGUCUUGAUUUAUAUUGUAAUGUAUCCAAAGUGUCACUGUCAAAUAGAAACACUGCCAACUCGGUAUACUUUAAGCUUUCUAUUAAGUAUUCUUUUUCUUCCACGACUUUUUGUGAUCAUUUUUUGUUAUUUCUUAUUUUUGCUUCUGAAAUAGUACAGCAUGAAAUGUAUAAAAAUCAUACAUUUAUUAAGCCAGAAAUUGUCCUUACUCUACAUAUUAGGCCAUCUUCUCAAAAAAUGACCUAAGGACCAGCAACAUCAAUUUCAUCCAUAGUUUGUUAGAAAUGUAGACACUGCAGGCCCCACAAUAUAAUCAGAAACUACAUGCUUAACAGAUCCCCAAGGGAUAGGUUUGCUCAUUAAAGUUUCAGAGAUACACUGAUCUAAAUGAUAACGGGAUAUAAUGUAUGCUGGGUGGGAUAAGGGUAGGAGGCCUUUUCAACUCAGGUUUUAUUUAUUUUGAAACUAUCACUUGUAUAAAUCUAAUUUAUUACCAAAUAUGAUGGCUUUUUAGAAGUAUUUUUAUUGUUGAAACCUUGACAGGUACUUCAUAUUCUUCUAAUAAUUUGAACAUUCCAAUAAUGUUGCUAUAUACUGUGACAUCCAGGAACCCUCCAAGGAGAGGUUUAUUCUCCUUAACGACCAUAACAUCUAAUUAAUCUGAUUUUCAGUUCAGUAAAUUGUGGAUGAAACUACUUGUUGCUUUGUGAAUAUUGAGUUAAUGUCACUGAAACUAAGAUUUGGGCAUGGAAAGUACUUCUCAAGUUGUUACACUAUUUGGGUAUUGUCAGAAUUAAAGCUUAAUAUGGAAUGUAAAAUUAAAAUUUUCCAUUCCAGAAUGAUUAUUACUUUGAGAUCUGUAAUAGUAUUUGUUCACUGCAGAUGACAGCAGGUUGACACCGUGGUUCUUACUGGUUUUAUUUGCUCUAACCUUCAUUUAAGUUUAUUGUGUUUAGUGUCUGUAUUUCUACACAAAUCCUCAGAAUUUUUGGUGUAGAAAAGCCUUUCCAAGUUUGCUUUAGAAACAGAUUUUCAGCCCACUCAUCACUAGUUACCUCGUCUGGAAUGUGCUCAUUAAACUUCUAGUUCUGUUCUUAGAACUAAAAAGAGUGGACAAACGGAUCAAUAUUUUUCUGUCCAUUAGCUUGCAGUGCUGUGUGCUGGUUUACUAGGAUUAUAAUUCACUUUAAAUAUAAUUGUUUAGAGUAUAUUUUCUUGCAUCACCUGAUCACUUACAUGAAUUCUGAGACCCUUGGUAACUGUCAAGCCUGAUUUUAUAAACUGCAAUCCAGUUUUAGUUUCCUCUUACAUAAUUUUCAAACAGAUCUCCCAUCUUACAGAAAUGGUAUGACAUUGUAUUACUGCACUUGACCCAGUACUUGCCUGUUUGUGAACUCUGAAUCAGCUGGAUCGGAUAGUUCUCAUGUCACUUCUAAAUUGAAAAUGACCUGAUUUAGAGAUGGUUUCUAGAGAAGGAUACGACCCGUGGAAUUUCAGUAUAUCUCAAAAGUCUGCUUAAACUCAGCCAACAGCAUUUUUAUGAGAGUAUUCAUUUAAAAAAAAAGACUUUAGGGAAUCAGUAAAGUCCUAAAUAAGCUGGGAAGAUACCUUCCUCUCUGAUAACCUACCUGUAAUUUUCCAAGUUUCCUUCAGUCCUAGCUAUCCUGUGUAGCAUGUAACAUGCAAGGUAUUUCUCUGAUGUACAGUACUAUACUCCUAUGUUCAUUAAUCUAUUUUCUACACUAUAAUUCCAGAUUUUUCAUUACUCUUAAAUAUUAGUUAGCUUUUAAAGGACAGGAAAAUUACUAAACACUUGACUAUUCAUAGGGUAAGUGAACAUCUUUCCUAUUUCUACUUUGGCAAAUCAUAUGCAAAUCAUACUUAAUAUGUGUUGAAAGAAUGUUUGUAAAACACAAUUUAUUGGUGAUUUUUUAAAAAGCAUACAAUAAAAUCAGCUUUACAAAUGCU
Molecule: messenger RNA, 3730 nt
Organism: Chinchilla lanigera (long-tailed chinchilla)
Lineage: Eukaryota; Metazoa; Chordata; Mammalia; Rodentia; Chinchillidae
Gene: Osgin2
Product: oxidative stress induced growth inhibitor family member 2
Source: RefSeq, a predicted model, not a curated record